Molecule: messenger RNA, 2010 nt
Organism: Pediculus humanus corporis (human body louse)
Lineage: Eukaryota; Metazoa; Arthropoda; Insecta; Psocodea; Pediculidae
Product: elongation factor G 2, putative
Exons: 12
Coding region: 1-2010 (669 amino acids)
Biological process (GO): mitochondrial translation; ribosome disassembly
Cellular component (GO): mitochondrion
Molecular function (GO): GTP binding; GTPase activity
Source: RefSeq, a predicted model, not a curated record
AUGAAAUUUUUUAGAAAAUUUUUAAAUCAAAUAAUGAUUUUAAAACAUCAACGUUUUAAAUAUUCUAAUCAGAAGUUAAUUCAUGAAAAAAAAAUUUUGGAUGAUGCUCAUUUUAUUAGAAAUAUCGGGAUUCUUGCUCAUAUAGAUGCAGGUAAAACUACUACUACAGAAAGAAUGCUAUUUUUUUCUGGUAGUAUAACUCACAUGGGAGAGGUUCAUCAUGGUAAUACUGUAACUGAUUUUAUGGCUCAAGAACGAGAAAGAGGAAUAACAAUUACUUCUGCAUUUGUUACUUUAAAUUGGGGAAAACACAAAAUUAAUCUUCUUGAUACCCCCGGUCAUAUUGAUUUUACCAUGGAAGUGGAGCAAACUUUAAAUGUAAUGGAUGGUGCUGUUGUAAUAUUGGAUGCAACUGCUGGAGUAGAGGCACAAACCAUAACAGUAUGGAAACAAGCUGAUAGAUAUAAUGUACCUCGUGUUAUAUAUGUCAAUAAAAUGGACAGACCAACAGCAGAAUUCUUUCGAUGCAGAGAUUCUAUAAUUCAAAAUUUUAAAGUUACUCCUUUAGUCAUUCAAAUACCAGUUUAUGAUAAUAGUAAAAAUUUUAAAGGAGUCGUAGAUCUUUUAAAUUUAGUAAAAUAUGAAUGGGAUUCAUCAUCUUUUAAUUUCACUCAAACUCAAUUGAAUCCUCAAAAUGGAAAAUUAUGGGAAAACUCUGUUCAAGCGAGAAAAAACCUUGUAGAAGUUCUUGCUGAUUUAGAUGAUUCAAUAGCUGAAAAAAUAAUUAUGGAUGAGAAACAAUUAGAAAUGCUUUCAAGCUCAGUUUUAAGGGAUUCCAUUCAAAAAAUCACCAUAGAACAAAAAGGAUUUCCUAUAGUAUGUGGAAGCUCAUAUAAAAACAUUGGUGUACAAUGCCUCAUGGACACUAUUGUUAACUAUCUUCCAUCACCGCUUUCUAGUAAAUCAAAAGAUUUAAUUAAUUAUUUUGAAAAGAGCAUGACUGCUAAAGCAUUUAAGGUGCGACAUGAUCAUUACAAAGGCCCAAUUACAUUUUUAAGAAUUUAUUCCGGUGAACUUUUUAAGGGUCAAAAAAUGUACAAUGCAAGAACUAAAAAGACGGAGAAUUGUGAGAAAUUGUUUGUUGCUUAUGCGGACGAUUAUAACGAAGUUCAAAAAAUAAAAAUGGGUAAUAUCGCAGCCGUUACUGGAUUAAAGGAUACCGUGACAGGAGAUUUUAUAACCUCAUCAUCUAGCGUUUAUUCUUCCUUAAAAGAUACUCUUAAAGGAAAUGAAAAAGAAAACGUAAUUAACUGUUUAACUUCGGGUCGAAUGGUUCCAGAUCCCGUGUUUUUUUGCUCGGUUGAAGCUCCUUCUCCCAGUUACGAAACGGCUUUAGACAAAGCACUAAAAGAGUUGGAAAAAGAAGAUCCUAGUUUAAAAAUAACGACAAAUAAUGAGACUAAACAAACUAAGAAAAGCCUUGUUUCGAUAGAUAAAAGUCCAGAAUGCAUUGAAAAUACGUCGAAGAUUUACCCGAGGCAAUUCGGAGCGAUAAAGGCUGGAGUAGAAAUCGCUCUAACCUACGGACCUAAAUUAUUUUAUCCUGUUAUAAAUACAAAAGCCAAAAUACAUUUUUUGGAAAUUGGACGGGGAACUCCUGACACGCUUAUUACGUCCGCUACAAUAAAAUGUAUAAAAAAACUUCUUCAAAAUAGCGGUACAAAACUUCUCGAGCCUAUAAUGCUAGUUGAAAUAAUAACUCCGGAAUCAACAGUGGACGCCAUAUUUAACGAUCUUGGAAAAAGAAGAGCGGAUAUAUAUAGUCCGGAAUCACGUGAUUUAGAUAUCAUUAUUAGAGCAUUAGUACCUUUAUCAGAACUGUUGGGUUAUGCGAAAAAUUUGAGGAUUAUAACGUCUGGAAAAGGUGCUUUCACAAUGGAACUUAAAUAUUACAAAGAAAUGGAUCCGGAAGAAGAAGCAAAAGCCGUUAAAUACGUUACUGGAUUUUAA